Musa acuminata AAA Group (dessert banana) is the source of this 660-nucleotide messenger RNA. RefSeq lists its product as uncharacterized. Lineage: Eukaryota; Viridiplantae; Streptophyta; Magnoliopsida; Zingiberales; Musaceae. The transcript has 2 exons. The coding region runs from base 146 to 475 and encodes 109 amino acids. The record is from RefSeq and is a predicted model, not a curated record.
CCGGAAACAACCACCAAAUGAAUCCCUCUUCUAAACUUGGACAAGAACACACCCAAUACUCCUCUAUCCUUCAUAUAAGGAAGCUUUUGGGACUCUCUGUUCACCUGUUCUUCCUCUCCGUAAGGUUUCUGCUGCACAAGGCUCGAUGGGUGGCUGUGCGAGCAAACCUCAGGAGAUAAAUGGCCCCAGAAACCCCGACGGCCCUGCCGCAGCCGAGAACCCAUCCACGGCCGAGCCUGCUCCCCCUGAGAAUGUGCAGGCUAAGUCUGAGAGCGUCGAGGUCGAGGAGAGCAAGGAAACGCCGCUGGUCGACCUCUCUGAGCCGGCCGGCGAGAGCUCGACCGCUACUGCUGCCGCGGCUGAAGAGCUCCAUCCGGGGAUCAGCGAGCUGAAACCAGUCGCGGAAGAAGAAUGGGUGACUCAUAAAGCUGAGAAGGAGAAGCCUGUUGCGGCUGAGGAGCGUCCCUUACAGUGAUCGAAAGCUGGAAGAGAUGUGUGUCGCGGCAACGCGUCCAUUGAACUAAACCAGAAUGAGAUGUUGCCUUGUGUCACUUACAUUGCUCCAUUCCAACAUGAGUUGAUUUCCAACAUACGACUUCGAUCUGACUUCAUUAGAUGGCAGAAUGAUUACCUGAAUAAUUUGAUGAAUGAAAGGCUAAU